Molecule: messenger RNA, 1074 nt
Organism: Scomber scombrus (Atlantic mackerel)
Lineage: Eukaryota; Metazoa; Chordata; Actinopteri; Scombriformes; Scombridae
Product: homeobox protein Hox-B3-like
Exons: 3
Coding region: 1-930 (309 amino acids)
Biological process (GO): regulation of transcription by RNA polymerase II
Cellular component (GO): nucleus
Molecular function (GO): RNA polymerase II cis-regulatory region sequence-specific DNA binding; DNA-binding transcription factor activity, RNA polymerase II-specific
Source: RefSeq, a predicted model, not a curated record
AUGGAAAUGCAGAAAACGCACAACAGCAUCCAGCAACAACACCACUUCUUCUUCACCCACAACAGCAGUGAGUCUCUGCAGAAUGUGCGUGGGGAUGUCGGUGCGUUUUGUUGCACGCAUUAUCCCGCAAAUGCAUCUGCUGCUGUGGCUCUUCCUCCUCCUCCUGCUGAUGAUGAUGAUGAUGAUGGGCACCAAGUGGAGACUAUGCAGCUUCUUCAUCCUCGGAGGUCAAAGCAGCAAAAUGUCAAGUUUACUGUGAGCAAAAAGGUUUUCCCCUGGAUGAAAGAGUCCAGACACGCAAAUCAGAAAGCCAGCAGGAGGAUAUCAGACUGCACCGUCAACGAGAAGUGCCCUCCAAGCGCGUCCCCGGCGGCCUCCAAACGCACACGCACGGCGUACACGAGCGCGCAACUGGUGGAGCUGGAGAAGGAGUUUCACUUCAGCCGCUACCUGUGCAAGCCGAGGCGGGUGGAGAUGGCCAACCUGCUCAACGUCCACGAGAGACAGAUUAAAAUUUGGUUUCAGAACCGGAGGAUGAAGCAGAAGAAGGACGAGAGAGUCCAGGGCCUUAAUAUCUCCACCACCUCCUCCUCCUCUCCCCCAUCUUCCCCCUCCGCCCCGGGCAGCCCCACUCUAUCCAGCCUGGGUUAUGUACAUCUGGGCGGGGAUUACCAAACAGCCUCCCCUCCACCACCACCACCACCUCUACCACUCAAGCCCCAACAACACCACCAACACCAUGAAUCCCAGCCGGCAUACUCUGCAGAAUACUCCAAAUAUCCAGCUUCAGGCUUUACGCACGGCCCGCAGUUUGACCCGCAGUACCACACGCAUACAGACCAAAACCUGGAUGUGAACGUGUCGUAUUUCUCACAGAGCUGCUAUCCUCAGGACAGAAUCAUGCAAGCUCCAAAACUCACUCAUCUGUAGCUCAACUAAAAGGAAAUUCCUCCACAAAUAUAAUUUUAAUUUAUCUGCUGGUGCAUGCAUUUAAUUUUAAAUAUUUAAUAUUUAAAGUCUAUUAUUUAUUGAGUUAAUUAAUCUAAAUAUGGAGUCUCAAGUCGUAUUUAUUUA